AUGAAGCUUAACCCGAACGACACGAAGAAUCAGGACCAUUAUAAAGUAUUGGGAUUGUCAAAACUCCGUUUCAAGGCGACAUUAGCGGAGAUUAGAUCGUGUUAUCGCGCUAAGGUCCUGAAAUAUCAUCCCGACAAGAAAAAACAUAGAGGCGAAGCUCUCCCAGCAGGAGAGGAUUACUUCACCUGCAUUACAAAGGCUUACGAACAGCUUGGCAUGUCGGAAGCAAAGAGGCAAGCCUACGAUUCCGUUGACCACAAGUUCAACGAUGCCAUACCUAGUGAGAAGUCGGUGAACAAGGAUAACUUCUUUAAUGAAUUGGCUCCUGUUUUCGAACGGAAUUCAAGGUGGUCCACCCGACAACCCGUGCCAUCAUUGGGAAAGGAAGAUUCAGCAAGAGCGGAUGUAGAAGCAUUUUAUAACUUUUGGUUCGAUUUUUCAUCGUGGAGGGAGUUUUCAUAUCUGGAUGAAGAGGACAAAGAAAGAGGCGAAGAUCGAUAUGAAAGAAGGGAGCUUGAGAAAAUAAAUAAGGCGGAACGAGAACGGAGGAGGAAAGAAGAGGCGAAGCGAAUACGACGCCUCGUUGAAUUGGCCUACGCUAAAGAUCCUCGAAUCGCAAAGUUCAAGAGGGAAGAUCAAGAGAUGAAGAAUAAAGCGAAGGAGGAGAAGCAGAGGAAGCAAAGGGAGAAGGCUGAAGCUGCUGAGCGAGAGAGGCGUGAGAAGGAGGAAGCAGAAAUGAGGGCAAAAGAAGAGCAGGAAAGACUGAUGAAAGAAGAACGAGAACGAGAGAAGAAAGAGAAGGAAGCGAUUAAAAAGGCUGCUGCUGCGCAGCGACGACGAUUCAAGAAGCUUGCUGAAGCAGCAAAUCAUUGGUCGGAGAAUGCGGCAGAGAAGUUAGCAGAGAUGGAGCGCGUCGAGCGGUUGUGUCUUUCGCUAUCAGCUGAUGAAAUGGCAUCGCUUUGUGAUGCCAUUGAAAAGGUCACUGUGCGAGACGAUAUUUUGGCAGCUAUCUCACAAGCAGAGGCGUCGAAGCGGAACGGCACCACAAAAGUUGAUUCGAAAGGUAGUGAUAAAACUAAAGAGGCGGAAAAGUCAGCAGCUGUUUGGACCAGUGAUGAAAUUCAAUUACUAGUUAAGGCAUCCAAUACAUAUCCAGCGGGAACAGUUAAUAGAUGGGUUAUUAUAGCUGAAUAUAUUAAUGAACACCGCAAAGACAAAUCGACGCCGCCUAAAAAUGAGAAACAAGUUAUCAGACAGUGUAAAGCGGUGCAAUCAAUGAAUGUCAAACUACCGGCUACUACUCAAAACCAGCUGGGUGCCUCACUCCCUGACGAGGACACAUGGACAGUCACUGAACAGAAACUUUUGGAGCAAGCCAUAAAGACAUUCCCUGCAUCAGAUCCAGAACGGUGGGAUAAGAUUUCUACUGCCGUUGCAACGAAAUCAAAAAAGGCAUGCAUUCGACGUUUCAAAUAUCUCGUACAAAUGGUGAAAAACAAGAAAGAAGAAGGUUCAUCCUAA
This is a messenger RNA of Haemonchus placei, 1521 nucleotides long. The record is from the annotation of a GenBank genome assembly. Lineage: Eukaryota; Metazoa; Nematoda; Chromadorea; Rhabditida; Trichostrongylidae.